GAUAAUAUGUUGAACAAAAUAUUACAGACGUUGUGAAAAUUAUGUAUGCUAAGGGCCAUUAACUCAAAUUUUGGAGAUCUUAUCUUUCAACUCCUAUUUUGGGGAUUUUAUCUUUCAACUCCUAUUUUGGAGUUUAAUCAAUGUUUUACUCCUAUUUUGGUCCUUAACCCAUCUUUGUUUGUUAAAUUAAUGACUUUGAAGGAAUUUUAGCUCUAUGCUACUGUUAAAUCUAAACUCGAAGAGGUGUUCUGGGAACUAUUAUUCACCAAAAUUUACUUAAAUUGGACCAAAUUAGGAACGCGCGCCUAAUCCAGUUUAAAUUGAUAUUUUUUUAAAGUCCAAAGUGUUUUGAAUAGCCGAACUUUUCUAAAAACUAAGUCUCACUUGAUUAGCCUUGGCUGCCUCGUUAAGUAGUUUUUGCUAAUCAAGGUUCUCGUACUGAUUUUGUUAAAUAACCGUAGUGUUACUGCAAAGUUGUUAUGGUGAUGUUUUCCAAAGAUUUUAAUGCGCUAUUCUUAGUAGUAACUUAAGGGUUGGUCUUUAGGUUGCUAAGGGUAGUAGGGUUUAGAGUUAGGGUUGGUCUUAACAUGAGCUAAUAUGAAUGGAAAAAUAGGGAAGAACCGUUGGUGGACCUCUUCUUCAGCCUAACCCUGAGUUUAAUUAGCAGUUUAUUUCAGAAUCAAGGCAUAAUUAAUUGGUUAAUCAAAUUUGUCCAGUUUAUUUUCUAUUAAAAACAAUAAGUAUUUUCAAAAUAGUUUAAGUUAAUUAUUAUUGUCUACGUUUUAUAAAGUUUAUCGUGAGAUUGUGUUUGUGUGUUUGUUUUCUCCCUGAGUGUUAUUUCUCAGUUUGAGUUGUUGUUGUGGUUCCAUCUCUUAUCUGUUAUCCUUUAUCUUUAUUUUAUUUGUCCAUUUUUUUAUCUUUUUAGAAUUAUCAUUCAAACCCCCCAUAUCCUUUAGUUUUAGUGUUUUUAGAUAUUAGUUAGUUUUUAUUCAAUAAAAGUGACAAAGUAAACUGAUUUUCAUAGCCUAAAAAGUAUCUUUCCUCGUGGGAUCGACCCUUACUUUCUCUAUCUAUAUGUUUUAAUUAAUAUUAAUUCAUAAAGGGGAUUUAAGUUAAGGAAAAUAAUAAAUUAAUUUGUAGGUGCUACGACAAGCCUAUCAGCCCACGCCCUAUCCCGCCAAGAGGCACCCGCGGAGGACGCCGUAUUCUGCCAACUGUCCGAGCCGUACCCGGAGAUCCUGCAGCGCAUCCACGAGGAAAAUUUUACUCAGCCCGAUUUGGUCCGUCUCCAUGGCGACUUUCAGCGGGAAGUUUUGCAGCCGCCAUUUACCGUUCUCAACGGUGUCCUAUAUUAUAAUACGCGGUUGUGCGUUGGGGAACAGUCGGGCAUCCGGACCAAGCUUUUACGAGAAUAUCACGACUUUCAGGCCGCGGGACACACAGGGGUGCACCGCACCUUUCAACUGUUGGCCCAAUCUUUUUACUAGCCGCGAAUGCGCGCGGAUGUCCGUCGCUACGUCGCGGCGUGUCGCACCUGUCAGGCCACGAAGUUCACUCUGAUAAUUCUUUUCUGUUCUUUGAUUUGCACAAGCAGUGCGGAAAGGUUAUUUGCUACGUAUAUCCGAUCAAACAAAAGAAGGCAGCAGACCAGUUUAACUUCAGAUCGCCACAAAAAUAUCACAAUCCCAGUUUUUGUUUUUUGUUCGGCAAUUCCAGGGGAGGUCCACGGUUAUUUACUGUGUGAAGAUUUACUCUAAUUUUUUUUUUGUGUGCUUUGAUUUGGAGAAGCAGUGGGCAGUGGCUCACUCCUAAAAAAAGGAAGGUUAUUUUGCUCCUUUUUUUGCCGCCUUCAUUAUUGUUCCUGAUCGAAAACAAAGGGCGUGCAGUGAAUCUACCAAACUUUGAUUAUUAUUGGCAUCAUUAAAUCUUUGUGGCAGUAAAUGAUUUGGGAGCCGCCACUUGGUUCUCAACACCUGGAAGUCUCAUAAUCUGCGAGGGUGGAUUAAAUUAUCAAAGAUUUCUUUUGGAAUUGGGGUUGGUAUCCGUCUUGCCACAACUAUGGUCUCGAUUUUGGAUAAAAUUAUUGUGACCAUGGACGAUGCUUUGAACAAACUUCUUGGUGUAUUGAAGAAUAUCUUUUAUGGAAGAGUUGAGUUUCAUGACGGAGUCUGUAUAGCUUAUGAUCAUGUGGAUGAAAUUUUGAAGACGUUCCACUUAUUUCGUCAUCUUUUAGAUCUACCGUUUUCUAAUUCUAAGUUAUAUGCGUUCAAUGUGGAAAUCUCUUGCUCGAUACAAGAUUUGGUGCGUGGUACUCCAAUGGCAUUGAGUGAUAUUCCCUUGGAGUUAAAAAGUUUCAAAACAAAGAUGAUGGACGCUAUAAGGAAUCUUCUCGGUGUUCCCAUUGCUCCACCUGAUCUGGCCCCUACAACCACUCUACACAAUCCUACAUCUAAGGACAUGGAAUCUGUGGAGCAUACUGUUCGUAAUUCAGUGAGAGGUCCUGAAGUUGCUGAUGAUGAUGUUUCUAUUGAAGGUACUAGAUUUUACCCGUGCGUUGCACGUUUCAAUAACCCUCUCUCUCUCGCAUCUUCUUUUCCGAUUUCCGAUUCUCUGCAUCAACGUCGCCGCGGCUGAGUUUCCUCAUCUCCAACGAACGACGCAUCAAGGCAUCUGAAAGGAUCGAUCGGCGCAUCUAGGCAGUCAACAGUCAACAGAUUCUUAAUGGCCGAACCUAACGAAAAUGAAGAGUAGGAAGUGAUCUUUCAUGGGCACAUGUUGAUGAAGCCAUUGGCGUACUUCAUCUACUUCUAUUGCAUCUACUCCAGUGCCAUUGACUGAUGAAGGCUUACAAAAUGAAGAUAUUGAAGUUGA
Molecule: messenger RNA, 2871 nt
Organism: Cuscuta campestris
Lineage: Eukaryota; Viridiplantae; Streptophyta; Magnoliopsida; Solanales; Convolvulaceae
Source: the annotation of a GenBank genome assembly